GAUGUAAAAAGUCGAUAUGUCAGCCAUGGUUGGUGUUAAGGACAUCACAGAUAAUAAAAAGAUCUGGCGCCAAUUGUUGGCCGAAUUGAUUGGUACCUUCUUUUUGGUUGUCAUUGGUGUUGGCAGUUGUACAGGUGGUUCAGAAUGGAAACCAUCAAUACCACAAAUAGCCUUUACUUUCGGUUUAACUGUGGCCACAUUGGCUCAGGCUAUUGGUCAUAUUUCCGGUUGUCAUAUUAAUCCAGCUGUUACCCUUGGCUUUCUUGUUGUUGGCGAAAUGAGCAUAAUCAAAAGUGCCCUCUAUAUAGCUGUACAAUGUGUGGGCGCUAUUGCUGGAGCUGCCGUUAUUAAGGUUGGCGUCUCUGAAGUAGUGGGUGGUCCUGAAUUGGGUGUAUCCGGUUAUGCUAGCUCUCUAACAGUGGGUCAAGCUGUACUCAUUGAAGCUUUGAUUACUUUCAUUUUGGUAUUUGUUGUUAAAGCUGUUUCGGAUCCCGGACGCACCGAUAUUAAGGGUUCUGCUCCCUUAGCUGUUGGCUUAUCCAUAGCUGCUGGUCAUUUGUGUGCUAUUAAUCUCACAGGUGCUAGCAUGAAUCCUGCUCGUUCUUUUGGUCCCUCUGUUGUGCAAAAUAUGUGGGUUGAUCAUUGGGUCUAUUGGGUGGGUCCCUUUGCUGGUGCUGUUGUGGCUGCUGUACUCUAUAAAUUAGUUUUCAAAGUACGCAAGGGUGAUGAUGAGGCCAACUCUUAUGACUUUUAAGUCAACAGCAAAGUUUAAGAUUUAAUUUUAAAUUACACAUUAAAAAAAGAAAACAUAAUCCAAAAAUUUUCAAGAAAUUUCUUAAAAUUUAAGCCAAUUUAAAAUGUAUA
This is a messenger RNA of Lucilia cuprina (Australian sheep blowfly), 864 nucleotides long. RefSeq names its product aquaporin. The transcript has 6 exons. The record is from RefSeq and is a predicted model, not a curated record. Gene Ontology annotation, molecular function: water channel activity. The coding region runs from base 17 to 754 and encodes 245 amino acids. Lineage: Eukaryota; Metazoa; Arthropoda; Insecta; Diptera; Calliphoridae. Gene Ontology annotation, cellular component: plasma membrane. Gene Ontology annotation, biological process: transmembrane transport.